GUCUGCCAUUUCCAGAGCAUGUAGGAGCUGUUGAAGAGGAAUGUGGUCAUGUCAAUGUCACCUGGAAGAGCAAUCACGUCAUAGAACCAGUGAACACAACCAUCAGUUGGCGUGGGGUCCACAGCAGUGGAGCCAGGCACUAUGAGAGAGGUAGUUCUGAAGACUCUCAUCUACUAACAUUAGACUACUCUGAGACUGGACC
This is a messenger RNA of Geodia barretti, 202 nucleotides long. Lineage: Eukaryota; Metazoa; Porifera; Demospongiae; Tetractinellida; Geodiidae. The record is from the annotation of a GenBank genome assembly.